Molecule: messenger RNA, 2354 nt
Organism: Kogia breviceps (pygmy sperm whale)
Lineage: Eukaryota; Metazoa; Chordata; Mammalia; Artiodactyla; Physeteridae
Source: RefSeq, a predicted model, not a curated record
UCCGCGGGGAACUGUGUGAGGGGUAGGGGAAACUUUGAAAGUUGGAUGCUGCAGACCCGCUUUUUUUCAAGGUUCUUCUUUAUCUUGCUGCAUCUGAAGGCAUGGGUAGCAAGAAACUAAGACGAGUGGGUUUAUCACAAGAGCUGUGUGACCGUCUGAACAGACAUCAGAUUGUUACCUGUCAGGACUUUCUAUGUCUUUCCCCACUGGAACUUAUGAAGAUGACUGCCCUUAGUUAUCAAGGUGUCCAUGAACUUUUGUGUGUGGUCAGCAGGGCCUGUGCCCCACAGAUGCGAACGGCUUAUGAGAUAAAGACACAGCGGUCUGCUGCUCCAUCACCAGCAUUUUUAUCUACAACCCUCUCUGCUUUAGAUGAAGCCCUGCAUGGUGGUGUAGCUUGUGGAUCCCUCACAGAGAUUACAGGUCCACCAGGUUGUGGAAAAACUCAGUUUUGUAUAAUGAUGAGCAUUUUGGCUACAUUACCUACCAACAUGGGAGGAUUAGAAGGAGCUGUUGUGUACAUUGACACAGAGUCAGCAUUUAGUGCUGAAAGACUGGUUGAGAUAGCAGAAUCUCGUUUUCCCAGAUAUUUUAACACUGAAGAAAAAUUACUUUUGACAAGCAGUAAAGUUCAUCUUUAUCGGGAACUCAGCUGUGAUGAAGUUCUACAAAGGAUUGAAUCCUUGGAAGAAGAAAUUAUUUCAAAAGGAGUUAAACUUGUGAUUAUCGACUCUGUUGCUUCUGUGGUAAGAAAGGAGUUUGAUACACAACUUCAGGGCAACAUGAGAGAAAGGAACAAGUUCUUGGCAAGAGAAGCAGCCUCUUUGAAGUAUUUGGCUGAGGAAUUUUCAAUCCCAAUCCUACAGUUAGAGGAAGACAGAAGAGGUAAAAAGAAAUUGGAGAAAAGAAAGAACAAAGAGAGAAAGAUGACCAGAACAAGUUUAAGAGAAAUAGGACAGGUUAUCUUGACGAAUCAAAUUACAACCCAUCUGAGUGGAGCCCUAGCUUCUCAGGCAGACCUGGUGUCUCCAGCUGAUGAUUUGUCCCUGUCUGAAGGCAUUUCUGGAUCCAGCUGUGUGACAGCUGCACUAGGAAACACCUGGAGUCACAGUGUGAACACCCGGCUGAUUCUCCAGUACCUUGGUUCAGAGAGAAGACAGAUUCUCAUUGCCAAGUCCCCUCUGGCGACCUUCACCACAUUUGUCUACACCAUUGAGAAGGAAGGCCUGGUUCUUCAAGAGGCCAUAGGGACACUAUGACCUUUGUCUAGAGCUGAUGGGGGUGUGAUUUGUGAAAUGAAACAGGACCGGGCUGCUUGGAAGAAGGAAACGGAAGCCAACAUAAUGGGGAUUAAUUAGUUGAUUGCUGUUGAGAUGGUAACAGAUUUGCACACCCCCCCCCCUUACCAUUGAACCAGCCAUCUCAGACCUAGCAGGGAAGGUGAAGAUGAAGAGGCCUUUGUUCGGGUCUCUAGAUGCUUGGGGCUGUAGGCUUUGCCGCCAUGGGAUGGCAACAGCCAUAAUAAUAAUAAUUUGCACUUAUAUAGUACCUUUCAACCAGGCACCUCAAAGCGGUUUAACCACAUUAAUUAAUUAAAGCCCACAAUCCCCCUGCGGAGAGGAGGAGGAUGACUAACAGGAUUUGUAAUUACAGGAGGGAACAUUUCCGAAUAAAGUAUUGUCCACCAAAUAAAAAGAGUAGGUGUAAAGGAAUUGGGGUCUCCAAAGAGUAACUGAUUCAGAAAUGAAAUCAUGGAAAGUUGGGGGAGGCUGGGGGCGGACAUGGGCCUGAGGGUCUGCUCUUUUGUCAGAGGGAGGUUGAUGGGCUCAGAAUUCACUGACAGGUUCGGAUCCAACUGAGAAGCGGGACAUGUAUGGUAUUAGUGGCAUUUGGAAGGUCAUUAGUGGUACACCUAUUGUGGUGUAAAUUCAAGUUUCACUGGUACAUUGUGUAGAGCCCUGCAGAACAAAGAGUGAGAUUUCUGCAGUAUUUAAUAAAGGAUGAAAUGAUUUCUUUAGAUCCAAAGCCCAAGGCUGGGCCAGUCAAUUAGCAAAUAAAUCAAUUGGUGACCCAUAGGAUAAUUUAGUCCUUUCUAGCAGAACACCCAGCCCAUACCCCCUCCUUCCUCCAUGAGGUUUCCAACCAAAGCUUCAAGGCUGUGGGCUUUAGCCCCUUCAAAGCCAGGCGUCAGAUCUUCCCAGCCUUUGGCACUGGGACCUCUUUUACCCAAAUUGUUGGUGACACUCAAGCUGCCCUCUGUAGAAUCACUUUGUAUCUGCUCCCCUUCAGAGGUUUUUAAACACCUUGGAUGCUAGAAUCAAGUCUUGUCCUAUCUCAUGUCUGCUAUCAAUGCC